AUGGCUCGUAAGUCUGUAGACUUCACGCUGUCCCUUGAACGGUUCCAGAAUCAUCGGAAAGAACCAGAGAAAGAGAAAAGCCCCAUCGAGGCUACCACGUCAUUAUCGUCAACUUCAUCAUCUUCUUUACAGAAUCAGAACCGUCAAUUAGCCAGAACCAAUGCCGCUAUGGCUGUGCGGAUCCAACAGCUUGAGUUGAAUAUGAGUGAACUUGUUAGUGAAAAUGCACGUCUCAAAGCCAUUGCAGCCAACGCUGUUGAAACCAAUAGUAGUCAUAAUAUUAAUACUGGGUCGCUUGAAAAGCAUAUAAAGGGCAUAGAAUCCACCUUGUUAACACAAUUCGAUCAAGUUUUUCAAACUAUAAAACAACUUAGAAAAGACUACAAAUUAAGUGACAACUCGAUGUUGGACGUGCUUGCGCCAUAUUCCCAUCCGGUUACCUCUACACCUUUAAGUCAAGAGUUGGCGUUGAAUGUUCUGUUCCCAUCUUUUGGAGAUCCUACUCCUAUUCCAAUAGUCGCUCCUGCACCAUUGAGAGUGUCUAAAGACCCAAUGGAAUACUUUGAGAAGGAAGAUACCCCUGUUUCUGCAGCUGAUAUAUCCUUUGCUGAGAAUGAUGAACCUUCAAUACCUAAUUACGCGUGUUCUCCCAUCCUUGAAGAUUCGCACGAAACAUCUAACUCUACUCCACUGGUGCAGUUAGAUACUUUAAAUGAUGGUCCUUUACUACCCCCUUCAACCGAAGAAUCUGGUGGUGCACAUCGAUCUUUUAAUCUGGAAAGGGAACCUAGCAAAGAAGAAAGUACUUCAUCAUCAUUAAGAAGAUCUAAGAGAUCCAAGAAACAAGUGGAGUAUAAACUACGAAAUGAACCGACACCACUGCUGUCUUCCGGAGAAUCUUCAAAGAGAUUAAUGGUGCCAUAUUCUGAUGAAAAGGAAGAGCCACAGAAGACUUCUAACGAUGAUAAGAAUCCAGAACCUAAGAAACGAGCUGCGUUGGCCAACGUUACAAAUGCAAAUAACAAAAGACGACGGAGAAUACGUGAUGAUGAAGUCUUUGAUAUACCAAAGGGUAGUUUAACCCUAAGUAAUCGAAAGAACAAGAAUAAAAUCAUAGGGUCAGUACUGGAAGUAUAA
This is a messenger RNA of Lizanozyma spartinae, 1137 nucleotides long. RefSeq names its product Sgo1p (gene SGO1). The transcript has a single exon. The coding region runs from base 1 to 1137 and encodes 378 amino acids. The record is from RefSeq and is a predicted model, not a curated record. NCBI's taxonomy places the organism in Eukaryota, Fungi, Ascomycota, Pichiomycetes, Serinales, Debaryomycetaceae.